CAAAAAUAUCAAAACAAUACCAUAAAGUUCCAUACCUAUGAACCUUGUGUACAAGUUGAUGGAAUGUAAGGACUGUAAGGACUGCUAAUUCUGGAUGCGAAUCCUUAGUUUUUGUUUUCUAUCUUAUCUCCUGAAGUAAUUUUGGAUUUGCCACCUAUUAUCAUUUUAAUUACCCUGGACCAUGGCGUUUACUUUUGCUGCAUUUUGCUAUAUGCUUUCCUUGGUUCUGUGUGCAUCGCUGGUAUUCUUUGCAAUUUGGCACAUAAUUGCAUUUGACGAACUCCAAACAGAUUUCAAGAACCCAAUUGAUCAGGGCAAUCCACUUCAUGCAAGGGAGAGACUGAAAAACAUUGACAGGAUCUGCUUUUUGCUGAGAAAGCUGGUUCUACCAGAGUACUCCAUCCAUGUCCUUUUCUGUAUAAUGUUCCUGUGUGCCCAGGAAUGGCUGACUGUUGGCCUGAAUGUUCCCCUACUAUUCUACAACAUAUGGAGGUAUUUCCAAAGCCCCACAGACAGCACAGAGUUAUUGUAUGAUCCUGCUUCAGUGAUGAAUGGGGACACUCUGAAAUUUUGUCAAAAAGAAGCCUGGUGCAAGCUGGGUUUUUAUUUAGUAUCAUUCUUCUACUAUCUCUACUGCAUGAUAUACACAUUGGUAAGUUCCUAA
Messenger RNA from Polyodon spathula (Mississippi paddlefish), 664 nucleotides. It is a transcript of the gene cnih3, whose product is annotated as cornichon family AMPA receptor auxiliary protein 3. The record is from RefSeq and is a predicted model, not a curated record. Bases 182 to 664 code for a protein of 160 amino acids. Gene Ontology annotation, biological process: regulation of AMPA receptor activity; vesicle-mediated transport. The transcript is spliced from 6 exons. NCBI's taxonomy places the organism in Eukaryota, Metazoa, Chordata, Actinopteri, Acipenseriformes, Polyodontidae. Gene Ontology annotation, cellular component: synapse; dendrite.